AUGUCAUCUGAACAAAUUGAGAUUGCUAUAAUACAAAUAAUCGAAGAAUUACUUGUUAUUAAAAGAAAAUACGGGGCACGUGAAAAAAGGAUUUGGGUUAAAAAAUGGAUUAAACGUAGAAAUCAAUUUGGUGCAUCUAAUACACUUCUAAAAGAGUUAGCUGUAGAAGAUCCAAAAAGCUACUUCAAUUUUUUAAGAAUUAAUGAAGAAAUGUUCAACACACUACUUGAAAAGGUUAGACCCAGAAUUCAAAAACAAGAUACGAUGAUGAGGUGUGCAUUGCCUCCUAAGUUGAAGCUAGAAGUUACGUUACGUUACUUAGCAACUGGGGAUUCUUUCAAAACACUGCAGUAUAUAUAUAGAGUAGGAGAAUCUACCAUAUGUGCAUUUUUACCUGAAGUUUUACAUGCAAUAUUUGAAGAAUUGCAGGAGUAUAUUAAGGUUCCACGUGAAAAAUCACAAUGGCAAAAAAUAGUUCAUGGAUUUGAAAAUAUUUGGAAUUUUCCCUUAUGUAUUGGAGCUAUUGACGGGAAACAUAUUGUUAUUGAAAGUCCAUCAAAUACGGGGUCUGAUUACUACAACUACAAAGGUACUUUUAGUAUUGUACUAUUAGCCUUAGUUGACCAUGAAUAUAAUUUCACUUGUAUUGACAUUGGAAGCUAUGGAAGUAAUUGCGACGCAGUAAUAUUUGCAAAAUCAUCUCUUAAAAAAGCGUUAGAAGAAAAUAAAUUAGAUGUACCAAAUAAUUGUGUGAUUUUGGGUGACGAGGCUUUUCCGUUGCAAACAUACUUAAUGAAGCCAUAUGGAAGACGUAACCAUUUAAGUAUUCGUGAAAAAAUAUAUAAUUAUAGACACUGCCGUGCAAGGCGAAUAGUUGAAAAUGCAUUCGGAAUUUUGUCUAGUCGUUUUCGUGUGUUUAGACGACCCAUCUCAUUAACACCAGAAAAAACCAUAAAAUUAGUGAAAGCAGCUUGUGCAUUACAUAACUGGAUUCGUAAGAAUGGAACGUCAUCUAACUCUAUCUCAGUCGACAUUGAAGACACAGAAAUGGGACAUAUAAUACCAGGAUCAUGGCGUAAAGAUUCCGACCAUUCAGGUUUAAUACAUUUAGGAGCACCAAUGCAACGAAAUUUUACAACAGAGGCAAGACAAAAAAGAGAUUAUUUUGCUGACUAUUUUAUUGGGGAAGGUGCUGUGAAUUGGCAAAACCAAAUGAUCGACUAAAAAUAUAAUUUUGUUUCAUUAUAAUAUACUAUACUUACUAAAUUUGUUUCUGAUUCCCUAACACCAUCAAAAUUCCUUCUCAAGAAACUAUGAGCUGUGGCAAACCAAUUUAAUU
Molecule: messenger RNA, 1339 nt
Organism: Metopolophium dirhodum (rose-grain aphid)
Lineage: Eukaryota; Metazoa; Arthropoda; Insecta; Hemiptera; Aphididae
Product: putative nuclease HARBI1
Exons: 3
Coding region: 1-1224 (407 amino acids)
Source: RefSeq, a predicted model, not a curated record